This is a messenger RNA of Trypanosoma theileri, 4878 nucleotides long. RefSeq lists its product as uncharacterized. NCBI's taxonomy places the organism in Eukaryota, Euglenozoa, Kinetoplastea, Trypanosomatida, Trypanosomatidae. The coding region runs from base 1 to 4878 and encodes 1625 amino acids. The transcript has a single exon. The record is from RefSeq and is a predicted model, not a curated record.
AUGGUGCUUAUUCUCUCACUUCAGCAGAGUGAGGGAAAUCGCAAGACUGAUAACAAGACCGAAAGAUAUCAAGUAGGUGUUUUUAAAGGGCGCCUUGCAGUUUUCUACGACAGUCGACAAGGACCACCUGAAGUCGAAGAUGUAGAUGCGGCUAACCAAGACAUAUCACUCGAUGAGGCCCCCUCGUAUCCAUUUUUCGUAACCUCCUUUGAUGGUUUUAUGGAUGGCACAAAAGAAGAACUAAGUCCAAAGACUAGUGAGGAACCAGAGGUGUUGGAGAUUCUCAUGGCGGAUAUAAGUGCACGUGUUGCCGAACGAGAAAAUGUCACUAUAGUUAAUCGAGGUUUUAACGCCGAUAAAUUUCUGGAGAGGAUUCUUAGAUCACUUCAAAAAAGUAUUGAAGGAUCUGCAGAGAAUGCUAUGCAAAUCGUUGCUGAUGAGAUAGCCAAAGAAAAGCAAAUGCAACGCCUUUUACAACUAGAGAAUGAAGCGAACUUGCAUGUGCCAAGGGAGUAUAAUGUUGUAACUGAAGAGGAACAAAAAGUAAGAGAGGCUACCGGACUUUCUUCAAAAUUAACACGAAGUUUACGAGAGUUGAAGAAGAAAAAAUUUUUCUUACUUGCUUCAGGAAAACGAGCCGCAGAAAGAUUUACCUUGUUGACAGCUGCACACCACGGGGAAUUGGUGCCACCAUGUACAAGGGGAUCUUGUCUCACACCAGAAGCUUUUAUAACAAUGCCACCUCAACGGGCUCCUCAAAAUAUAGUACUACCUCGUGGAAAACUUUCAAGUGCAAGAAAUUCUUACUUUAGUUCUCGCUUUCAACGAAGAUCAACACUUAGCGUGUUAAGUGGGCUUGAAGUCAUUGAAGAUGUUGUUGUUGAACCUAUCAAAGGAAAUGGAUGGGGAAAAGAAAUCAAUUAUUAUGUUUUUAAUGGAGAAAAUUCUGUAAUGGCACUUCCAGGAAUACCAAAAUUUGAAGAUGUUGUAAAAGGGUUUACAGUAGAUUUUUGGUUUAAAAGAAAUGAAGCUGAAAAAGCUGAAAAACGUGUUUUCCUUCAUAUUAUGGAUGGCCAACGUGCGGAUAUUGGUCAGUUAUUUCAGAUAAGCUUGAGACAAUAUGAAGAGAUGGGUGAAGCAAUUUGUAUAUAUGUUCGUGAUGGUACUAACCGUGUAUUGGAAUGUUUAAUGCCGCUAAGGACCCAUAUGAAUGAAGCAGGAGGAGAAGAAACUUUUCAUCAUUUUAUGCUUCGUGUUUUGAGUCUUGAAGAAGGUAACUUGGAAUGUUAUUUUGAUGGUCAAUCUGUGGCGUUACAAAUUGUACAACAAGAAUACCCUAUUCUUUUUAAUCCGUGGCCUCACCGAUUAUUUAUUGGUGGAUAUUUAGAUGAAUCUAAUACUCCGACCUGUGUAUUCUGUGGAGCCAUUAUUGAAGUACGUUUUUCAGUAACUACGGAAAAGGGAUUUACACCAGUCGUUCGAUGGCCAUUACUUGUAGAUGGUGGGAAACUCAAAGAGGUAACACUUACUAUUCCACCAGAACAUCAUGACACGUUAUUAAAUCUUGAAAAGCAAGUGGAUAAACCCCCACGUUGUGCACCUUCUUUAGAUGGAAAUCUUGUUGUUAACUUGGGUACCUUGGGUGUCCUUGGAGAGUUAAUGUAUAACUGGAGGUUAGAAAUUCGAUUCAGAACGGAUGUUAACAAUCGUACAAUGAGUUUAAUUGGUGUGACAGAUCGACAAUGUAGAAUGCAAGAGUUUGGUGUUGUAUUAAAUGCAGAACCUGUAUUUGGAAAAGAAAGAUUUCGUUUUCAUGAAUAUAAUAUCACUUUAUAUCUCGUUGACGCUUUUGGAGCUUGCUGUUCAGCGUUAUUACGAGGGAGUGAACAUCAAAAUUUUAUGGAUGGUCAAUGGCAUACAUUGGUGUGGAAGUGUAUAGACAGUGAAGCGAAUACCUACCGAGUAAAGGUGGAUGGUGUGGUACAGGAAUUACUUUAUUUGGUGAGAGAAGGACCGAGAAGAUUUUUACCGUUUGUGGAUUGGGUGUGUCUUGGUGGACAUAAUACACGUAAUUAUAAAGUUCGACGACCUUUCUAUGGUGAGAUUGCACGUUUUUUUAUAUCUGUUCGUGGAGUUCCACUUGCGACACUAAACAUGGAUGAAGGUCCUGGCGCAUAUGUAUUGCAAGAUGCCUCCGGUCGACACAAUCAUGGACUUCUUAUCAAUCCCCUUACUAAUGCGGUACGCCGUCAUGAUGUUUUGUGGUUUCCACAUAUUGAAGAAUCUCUUCUUGAGGGGACUGAUGUUUCUGGAAAAGAUGAAUUCAUUAUUCAUAAAAAUAAUGUUGUAUCAAUGGCAGCUGUUGUUUUUACAUGUGAUUUCAAUUCCGCAGGUGUUACACGCGAAGUGGCUUAUGAUAUUCUCGGAGGAACUACUUUGGAAUUAGAUGUAGUUGAGAAACAUAUCUCUGAUAAUCGACCUGAAUGGAAAACGUGGAGAGCCCUACCCGACAGUUGUUUUAAACAAGUAGAAUCUCUUGUACAACUUGAAGAGGUAAUUAACAGUACACUUUCUACUAAAUUACCUGUUGGUCAUUUUAUGUUUAUUAUUCGAAUAGGUGACUGUUAUGUUACUUUAUUAAAUUUGUACGGUCCUGUACUUCCACCAGAUGCAAAAUAUAAUGUUGACAUGCUCAAAUGGCAAUAUGGUUAUGCCAUUUCAGGUACCAAAGGACGACGAGAACUUUUGCUUAAUCAAAUGAUACAAGGAGUUGAAAGUAUUCUUGUAAGUGAUACAUUAACCCCCUUUACUACUGCAAAGUUGGGUCCAUUAAAUUCAAGUGGAAAAAGUAUUGUAACAGAAGAUAUUAUAAGAUCUUUGCAAAACAGUGGAAAACCGUGGUACCUCUCUGCUGUAUUACAUCAUCAUCUCCUUAAUGCUGAGUUUGGUUCUAGUCUUCAUAUCAUUCAUCAUUUUCCCGAACGUCUCUCAGCUGAUGAGGCAGCGUCUAUUGCAUUAUUUAACAAACGUCUUUAUAAUGGAUCUAAAGAAAAAGCAUCCAUAAUGAUACAACGAAAUUGGAGAGCACGACAAGCACGUCUGCAAGCUAUGCAAUUAAACGCUGAAAAAGAAAUUCGAGAACGAAAAGUGGAAGAAAUAACAGCUUUGCGUCUAAACCCUCUGGUACAAGCGAAGAAAAAACUCUUUGCCCUUCUUAUUACACUUCAUCAGAUUGUUUCUGAAGCGAUUCCUCCUAUAAGUGAUGACGCACAUGAGUUAGCCGCAGUUUUGGUAAAACAAGGAUAUGAAGUUACACAUUUACCUAAUCCUGAUAGAGCUACGUUAAUGAAAGCUCUUUCAGAUAUUGAUGAGGAUGCAUCAAGUUUUGUGUAUAUCAGUGGAUAUGGUGGAACUAUGGGUGUACAUCAACCCCCUCUUAUUUCUUUACAUAGCCUUCAUAUAAUGAUUUCAGAAGGUGCACAUCGUGUUGCUAUUGAACAAGAAUGGGGUACAACCUAUCGAAGAAUUCGGAAAGAGUUCUUGGAAGAAUAUCCACAACCAAAGGUGAAAAAAGGAAAACGUAAGAAUAAUGCUCCGCCAAGCAAGAAGGCGCUUCAAGAAGCAGAAAUGGCUGCACGUCAUCGCGAAGAAAUAUUCCGUAUGUCAGUUGCAGAAAUUGAAAAAGAUGAAGAGAAUUUGCGUAGAGCAUUUUCAGAAGAAUAUGAUACUGAAGUAUUAAUGAUCAUACGAGAAAUGAAAUUGGCUAUUGAAGCUACAAUGGAAUAUGAACGUGUAUACAAGAAAGAUCCUUUAGGGGUUCAAUUUGUUCUUCCAUGUGAGGCUAAACUUAUCGAACCAUAUGCAAACACUGUUUAUACUGUGGAAGAAUUAUUACACAUAGCUCUACAUCGUCAUAUGACUCCAGUAGGGUUACAACGAGUUGUCGCUUUGGAUUUGGAGCCCAUUACACCAAUGUCAUGUGGUUUUGCAUGUGUGGCUAGUAGCACAGGGUACACACUACGAUUUCCAUACCAACCACAGCAACGUCGUGUUAUAACAGAUUACGUCCGAAAGGCAUUUGAAGGUCGUUUACCUCGCAUUCCAGCCAAUACUCGGUAUGCCAUAUUAAAAGGAGGAAUUGAAACUGAAUCUAAUGAACGAGACUGGAGGUCAUUUGCAACAUAUUUGGUGUCAAGGAUGCAAUCUAUAUGUAGUAAAGAGGCAUAUGCAGCGUUACGUGAAGAGCUUGAUCGUGAGGUUCCAUUUACGGCAGAACUUAUUCCUGUACGUAAUAUAUCUUUGGAUUCUGAUGUAAAAGAUAAGCUACGCCGCGAAAGGGAAGCAAAGGAAAUAAAUAUUAUUAUGCGAUACGCCGUGGGGAGUUCACAAGUACAAUCCGAUAUGUUUAGUGUAUUUAGGAAUGUAGUUACGUUUGGUGGACCUCUGAAGGAAAUUCUAUUUAAAAAUACUAUUUACGUUGUGUUUACACGUAAUAAUAAAGACAUUGAUGGUCUUGUCAAGGAGGCAAUAGUCAAGGAAGUUGAGAAGUGUCGUCCAUCAGGGUGUAAACUUACUCUAAAUUUCAAUGUUACUGCUGGGGGUGUACGUAUUGUUUUUAACAGCACAGACUCUAGCGAUAAGAUGUACAUAACACAAUGGAUAAAUGGCAUUGUAGUGCGGAGCCUUACGUGGCAACUUCCAGUUAACCCGUUCUUUGGUUACCGUACACUGGAUGUGGGUUUGGUUGAGUAUCUCUAUGAAGUGAAGAGUACUUGUUCGCUGCGCAAAUUCCGUCAAUUACAGAAACAACAACAUGAGCAACCUGUACCAGCCCCUUAUAUCCGUUUCAUCGGUUGUGAAGAUCUCUCCUCGUCGUAG